Molecule: messenger RNA, 2291 nt
Organism: Oryzias latipes (Japanese medaka)
Lineage: Eukaryota; Metazoa; Chordata; Actinopteri; Beloniformes; Adrianichthyidae
Source: RefSeq, a predicted model, not a curated record
GCAGCAUCCAAACGCAUGUGACAAUCCAAGCGAUUGACAACUUUUUGCGAACAAGACAAAAAGAGUGCGUUGGUUCUCGAGUUUAAAGCGGUUCUUUUUGUGCUGACGCGCUCUGUGCACACCAUACUCAGAUCGAGGGGGAGAGAAACAGAGCAACCGAGGAGGGGGAGUCAGUCUGCACAGACCCAACUUGCAGCCAGGAGCAGAGAGGACGCAUGCAGCGCCGAUGGACACGCAUGCAGCUCCCGCUUCUCCUAAAGUGAAUGCAUGGAUGAUGACAGGGAGACUGGCUGAGUAAGGCGCACGGAGAGACCCCCUGGUAUCGCCCUGGCGCACAUCUGACGGUGCAAUGGACGGCGGGCAGCCAGGAAAUGCCGGAGUUGCCGGGAUCGGGGGAAGCGCAGAGGGAAAGUACCGCGCUCUCGCCUAUGACACGGCGGUCAGCACCCUGCUGGCCGUGGCCCUGUACGUGGUGGUGAAGGUGAGCGUGGACGGCUUCCGGCAGUGGCGGGCCAGGAUCUCGGUGCUCAUCGUGGGUUCCGGACCCGUGGGGCUGACGGCCGCCCUGGUCGCUGUCCGCUCCGGGAAGGUGCUGAAGCUAACCGUGCUGGAUGAGCGGUACCGGAGCGCGCUGCUCUGCCGCCCCCAGCAGAUCGCCCUGGACCCCCGCAGUGUGAAGUUUCUGCUGGGACUCGGAGUAGACUUUGAUAAUAUGGAGGGCUGCUGGAAUAAUGGACACUUCUUCACCAGAAUUGGAGUUUUUCAGGAGUACCUGCUGAGCAUCCUGGAGCAGAAGAAACAGAGAGUGGAGGUCAAGGUGCAACUGGGAACCAAGUUUUCAGAAGAAUACUUGAGGCGGAUCCCGCACAGUGCCUGGCCCCGUGUGAUUGUGGUGGCUGACGGGUCGUGUGGCGACUCCUGCUCCGUGCUGGGGAUCAGCUCCGACUACUCGGUGGAGUCCUGCCAUGCUUACGGAGCGAACGCCACCAUAGAGAGAUUAGACCAGAGACAGGUGCCCACGCCUGAGAUCCGUGCACACAGUCUCUACUUUGACUUGUCUGCCUAUGGAGUAGAAGCCCUCCGAGAACACAGAAACCCAACAGCCAAGUCUGGCUUCCACUUGAAGAUCUAUGGUACCUUCAGAAACCGCUACAUGGCUCUUGUCUGCCCAAGUUCUGAUACCAAGAUGGUUCGCUUCCUCAGACACACCUCAAACUCAUCUAUCAUGAAGAACAUUUUUUACCAGUCCUUUAAUGCCUACAAGACGGACAUCGAACCCCGGCUCAAUGACGUGACGCUUCACCACAUGCAGUGCAGCCGUCGCCUCUUUGAGAUUCAGCUGUCGCACAGACGCAUCAGUGCAGCCUAUAUAGAAGGGGACAAUGCUGCGGUCAUCGUGGAGGGGGAGGCUGCACGAGUCCUCAAUUUUGACACAGGUUUUGGGGUUAAUCUGGGUAUGCGGGGCCUGGAGUCGGUGGGGACUUUCAUUUACAGGACUGCCACAGCUGUGGACCAGAACGAUAUUUUAGAGGCGCUGUCGGCAAAGAUGCAGCACUCCAGACAGGUGGCUGAGACAUUCAAACACACAGGCCUGAAGGAGUCCAUGUAUGAAUGAAGGUAAAGCCUGGAGGACUUUGUGGAUGUGUAACGCCCCCCAGUGGGCAGUGGUGAAUCUUUAAGCGGGCGUUUAGUCUGCUGUUCAUUCUUAUGAGCGGACCAGUGACUUUAAACCUUGAGUAAGCUGAAUCUGUCAUUUCUGUGUCCUUGUGAUGCACAGUUUGGUGCAUUUCUGUGAACUUUACAGGAAACUGUGUUAUCAGUUGUAUUUUUAAACAUUUGAUAUUUUCAGAAAAGGAACCCAUCGUGUCAUUUUUCACGCAAUGAAACAACAUUCAUACAUCAGUAUUACUGAGCUGAGCAGCUAGAUGUUUAGCUCUGACAAAUGUAGAAUCAAACAAAAUAAAUCAUUUCCACCUGUGUUUACCUUCCUGGAGCAGAAAAAUAUUUGUCUUGAUGCAGUAUUUCUGGAGGAUUCAAAAAAACAGCAAAAGAUCACACGUGUAGAAUUGGAGAGCAGACGGUAACGUUACCCAAGUUUAUCUGAUGAGGUGGUAAUGAUUGUCUUUGAGUUUGCUGCCGUGGUCUGUUUUCCUGUGUAAUGGAGACAUCUGAAUACAUUAAUAAGUGGCCUGCAACAUAUCUUGCAAUUUUUUAAGAUGUUUUGGUCAUUGUGAUGUGAAAAGCUUUAAAAAAAAAAGUGAUGUGCCAAUAAAGCUGGGGAAACAUCAAGA